Molecule: messenger RNA, 1363 nt
Organism: Pseudoliparis swirei
Lineage: Eukaryota; Metazoa; Chordata; Actinopteri; Perciformes; Liparidae
Gene: cutc
Product: cutC copper transporter homolog (E. coli)
Exons: 9
Coding region: 137-892 (251 amino acids)
Molecular function (GO): copper ion binding
Source: RefSeq, a predicted model, not a curated record
UAGGGUUUGACUUGGUUUAACCGCCAGUAAGAGCUGAAGUCAGUCCCAUAAACAACAUGUACCGACUUCACAUCGCUUCCCAGUGAGUGACAAGGUCUAAUGAAUCGAUAGGAAGUGGAUUGGACAGGCUGUCGGGAUGGCACAGAGCUUUUUAAUGGAGGCGUGUGUGGACUCCGUGGAGUCUGCUGUCAACGCUGAGCUAGGAGGUGCAGGGAGACUUGAACUGUGUUCUAGUCUUCUGGAGGGAGGACUCACGCCCAGCCAAGGUCUGCUGCAGGUAGUGAAGCAGUAUGUCAAAAUUCCAGUCUAUGUGAUGAUCCGGCCUCGUGGGGGGGACUUCCUGUACUCUGACCAGGAAGUAGAGGUGAUGAGGCAGGACAUAGAGCUGAUGAAGAAGCACAGGGCCGACGGACUCGUGCUGGGAGCCCUGACAGAGGAUGGACGUGUGGACACUGAGCUCUGUAUGGAGUUUCUAGCUGCUGCUCAACCUUUGCCUGUCACCUUCCACCGAGCUUUCGACAUGGUUCAUGACCCAGCAGUUGCCCUGGAGUCUCUGGUAUCACUAGGGUUCCAGCGUCUUUUAACAAGUGGCUGUGACAACUCUGCUUUGGAGGGACUCCCUGUCAUUAAACGGCUCAUUGAUCAGGCUAAAGGGAGAAUUGCCAUAAUGCCAGGAGGAGGUAUCACUGAGAGGAACCUGCAGAGAAUUUUAGAGGGCACAGGGGCUCAAGAGUUUCACUGCUCAGCUCGCUCCGGUAGAGAUUCUGCCAUGAAGUUCAGGAACUCCUGCGUGACGAUGGGAGCUGCUUUCUCAGCACCAGAGUACGGUCUGAAGGUGGCAGAUGUGAGCAAGGUCCGCACUCUCAAUACAAUCGCCAGAAAUACCUUGUGAAUGUGUUGUGGACAAUCAUGACGGAUAACAAAACGGAUACUGCAAAAGUCAUCAUUUGUAAUUAUAUGAAUAUGUCAAUGUUUAUUUUCACUAAAGCCCAGAAUAAGUAGACAUGUUAGAAAUGUUUCACCUUUACAAAAAUAAACUCCCGAAUCAAACGGUUUGUAAAGUUAGAGCUCAGGGAAAGCCCCGCAGCCUUCUGGGAUAUGCAUUCAAAGUAUCGCAGAGUGAUGAAUAAUUUACAUAAAUUAUUGUACAUAUGCAUGUUGCCUCGUAAAGUUUAAUAAAAUAGUUCUGCUGCUGUUUUCAGAAUAGUAUGUUUCCAGCUGAUCUAUUUUUAUACACAGCUCUCCCGAUUCAGUUGAAUAUAAUGCAAAAUUGUGAACUUCUGUACUUGAUUUUUUUACUCGGACAAAAACAUUGUGAGUUUGCUCAGAACUUAAUUAAAGUCCCAUUUGAUUGAACAAUUCA